This is a messenger RNA of Kazachstania africana CBS 2517, 939 nucleotides long. It is a transcript of the gene RSM24, whose product is annotated as mitochondrial 37S ribosomal protein mS35. Gene Ontology annotation, cellular component: mitochondrial small ribosomal subunit. Lineage: Eukaryota; Fungi; Ascomycota; Saccharomycetes; Saccharomycetales; Saccharomycetaceae. Gene Ontology annotation, biological process: mitochondrial translation. The coding region runs from base 1 to 939 and encodes 312 amino acids. Gene Ontology annotation, molecular function: structural constituent of ribosome. The record is from RefSeq and is a predicted model, not a curated record. The transcript has a single exon.
AUGUUUCCUUUGAAUUCGAUAGUAAGGGUUUCCAGGAGUCAGCCCGGUUUCUUCGCUAGACUCACACUACGCUGUAAUUCAACGAGUGUAGCGGCUGUUCAUGGUACGAGUGGUUCAGUGGAGUUGGAUCUAUAUAUGAAUCCUUCCAAAUGGAAAAAUGUACCACCACAGAAGAUAAUCGAUCUCUAUUGGGAAAGAAAGACGAAAUUGGGCACCACGUAUGAGAGGUGUGAAGAGGAAUUGGAUGCUUUAAUUUCAACUUCAGACUAUACUGGUGUCUCUAAGGAUGACAUUAAGAAACUUUACAACGGUGACAUAGAUGAAUUUCAGAAUAUAAUUGGGCGAGAUGCUUUGAAGUACGGUUUAAGGCCCUUCCAGUUUGAUGAAUUACCAUCUCCGGCAAUGGAUAUGGUACAUGAUCAACGUGAACAGAGAUUUUAUAAUAGAUUAGCUGCCUAUGAACUUCCAUUAUUGGUACAGUAUAGACAACCCUAUAAACCGAUCAAUGAACAAACACAUCCUGUGGUAUAUCGAUAUACAACUUACGCUGGUGAAGAGCAUCCCAAUUCUAAGAAGGUUAGUAUAACUUUGAAGACAAGGAAUUUGGGAUUAAACGAUAGAGAAUUGCAUAAGUUUCGUCUACUAGCCAGGACUAGAUACGAUCACGAAACUGACACUUUCAAAAUGUCAAGUGAAAAUUUCCCUGAAGCAGCUCAAAAUGCCAAAUAUUUGAAUGAUAUUUUACAACGAUUACUGAAAGAAGCCAAAGACAUGACAGAUGAUUUUAGCGACGUUCCUUUAGAUACAAGACACACAGUUGCUAAAAACUUACGCAAAAAAUCUCACAAAUAUGAAUUUCCUGAAAAAUGGAAACGUCCGGAAGAUGCACCACCAAGAGAAAGAAACUUGAUGGAAAAAGUCAUUAACAGUAAUUCCUAA